This is a messenger RNA of Exophiala mesophila, 1563 nucleotides long. RefSeq lists its product as uncharacterized. NCBI's taxonomy places the organism in Eukaryota, Fungi, Ascomycota, Eurotiomycetes, Chaetothyriales, Herpotrichiellaceae. The coding region runs from base 72 to 1502 and encodes 476 amino acids. Gene Ontology annotation, molecular function: phosphoric diester hydrolase activity. The transcript has a single exon. The record is from RefSeq and is a predicted model, not a curated record. Gene Ontology annotation, biological process: lipid metabolic process.
GUCAGCCAUGUCAUCCAAAGGUUCCAAGUUCUUCUUCUCUUUGUAUUCAUUCAACACUCUGGAUCCCAAAAAUGCCUCCCAACGUCACAAUCCGAAACCUCAGCAAUAUCCCUUUCAAUCUGGUCAAGGUUGAACACUUUGAACCUCAUGUUGAACAAGGUGGAUUUCAGCUUAAAAACGUCACACAAGCAUUGGGCAACGUCACCAACACCUUGGGCCUGACCAACACCACAACUCGCAAGGAUGUACCCCAAAUCGAUCCCGACACAAAACCAACCAGUUCCCGUGAUAUUGACGUCAGGAUUGUCCCUUACGCCAUUGCAAAGACCGACAUCAAACUCAGUCAGCCUGACGAGAGGUUGAGAUUGACUUUCCAGGCUGAAGGCGGUGGGAAACACCAGCUUUAUUGCCCAGUCCCCACAUCCAAGACUGCUACCUUGGUCGCUCUUGACGAGAGAAAUCCUCAACGUUUCACAGGCAUCUAUCUGACUGAUGAUUCAUAUGUCGCUCUCUUCAACAGCACCAACCUUAGUUCGUGGCAGCGAAUGCUGCCCAAUGAAACGCCACUGGGUGCAUUGUCCAUUCCUGGCUCACACAAUUCUCCCACCUGCUAUAAUGCACCACCUUCUGUCCGCUGCCAGGCUGUUUCACCCAGAGAACAACUCGAGAACGGCUUCCGAUUCUUCGACAUUCGGGUCCAAGUCCCUGAACCUUUUGAUGCCAACUCUGAUCGUUUGAAUCUGGUCCAUUCGGCCUUCCCCAUCUCACUCACUGGCAACAAGGUCUUCCGCGAACUCUACAAUGACAUCACCAAGUUUCUACAAGACAACAAGAGCGAAACUUUGAUCAUGUCACUCAAGCGCGAAGGCACCGGUAAGGGCACCGACGAGCAACUAUCGCGCAUCUUGCACAACCAUUACUUCCGCGAUCGUGACUUGUGGUUCACCGAACCCCGAGUCCCCAAUCUCGGCGAAGCACGCGGUAAAAUUGUGCUACUGCGCCGUUUUGGGCUCGAAGAAGAACUUCGCCGCGAACACAACGGGCGCGGCCUCGGCAUCGACGCCCAGGUCUGGGCUGACAACACACCCAAUGCAACCUGCCCGUCUGGCGACGUAGUGGUGCAAGAUUUCUACGAGGUCUUGGAACGCCCUUCGAUCGAGAAGAAGAUCGCGUAUGCGCGUGACCACCUCGAGCGCAGUGGAGCGUGUGUCUUCAAUCCGCGCGACGUGCGCGCCACCGAGGGCAAGAAGAUUCCUCUUCACAUCAAUUUCCUCAGUGCCAGCAACUUCUGGAAGGUUGGCACCUGGCCCGAGAAAAUCGCUGCCGAGGUCAACCCAGCCGUCGUCGAGCAUAUCUGCAAGUCGCAUCAGCUCGACGAUCGUGGAAACGUCAAGAAUGGGAAUUGGAGCACUGGAAUUCUCGUCACCGAUUGGGUCGGCCUGGGUGGAGACUGGGAUUUGUCUAGAGCUGUCGUUGGACUGAACACGAGAUUGAUCAAAUAGAUUAGUACAUGGUAGGAUACUUGGAUAUUGUUUCCUCAUACAGAACAAGUUUCGGUCUCGA